AGAUUACUUCCGCCCGCCUGCCGCGUUGAACGCAGAUUGUACAACGCGUUUUGCCUGAAAAGAAAAACAGUUUGGACUCGAAGACCUACUCCAAGCCUGGGAUAUUUUACUUAAAAUUCUUCAUGUUUGCCUUUUAAAAGCAAAGCGGAGGCAACUUUUUUUUUCAAGAGUGACCGCCCAAGAACCCCAAGGCGUCUUGACUGGACUUCCCAAACACAAUAAACUGCCCGAAUUUGCCAAUGACAUAAACAAGGAUUUGCAGACUCUUCCUGGGGUCGAGUUGGCCAGCCCCAACACUGUUGGAUUUUUGUGGUAACGUUGUAAAGCUGAAAGGAAGCAGAUUUGCCAGUCACCAUGCCGGCCCUCUCCACCAGAAACAGCAGUGAGAUAGGUCUGUAUGAGCUGUUGUCUGUACUGCCAUCUCAGCUGCAGCCUCAUGUUGACAGCGCAGAUGACCGCUCUUUUCUACACGCUAUGUUUGGGGAGAGGAGUCUACAUUCAUUGGUCAAGAUCCAUGAGAAGUUACAGAGUUAUGAAGACCGUGCUCCGACUCCAGUACUGGACAGCGCCGGCUCACUGGCUCAAGACUUGACAGAGGAACUUCAAGGAAGAACUGCAAGUAAUGAGAUCAGAGAGCUUGUCAAGCUACUGUCCAACCCACAUAUAAAGAGUUUGUUGUCGGUUCAUGAUACCGUGGCCAGGAAGAGUUACGAUCCAGAACUUCCUCCUCUGCCAGACGACAUUGAUGAUGAAGAAGAUUCUGUCAAGAUCAUUCGACUGGUCAAGAAUAAAGAGCCGUUGGGUGCCACCAUAAAGAAGGAUGAACACAGUGGAGCAAUCAUAGUGGCACGCAUCAUGAGGGGCGGGGCAGCAGACAGAAGUGGACUGAUACAUGUCGGAGAUGAGCUGAAAGAGGUUAAUGGUAUCACGGUAGAUGACAAAAAGCCUGAGGAAAUAAUUCGCAUCCUGUCCCAGUCGCAAGGUGCCAUCACAUUCAAAGUGGUCCCAGGCAUCAAAGAGGAGGCACAAAGCAAAGAGCCCAAGAUGUUUGUAAAGGUGCUUUUUGACUACAAUCCAGCUGAGGAUAAGGCGAUCCCUUGCAAGGAGGCAGGCUUGGCAUUCAAGAAGGGAGAUAUCUUGCAGGUUAUGAGCCAGGACGAUGCCACCUGGUGGCAAGCCAAACUGGAGGGUGAUGGCAACCUGCGCGCAGGACUCAUCCCAUCCAAACCAUUUCAGGAGAGGAGGUUGGCAGCCUGGAGACCCAUGACCGUCACGACUCUUCAGAGAACCCCCAGCAAAAGAUUUUCGGGUCUCCGGAGGAGUUUUCGUCUCAGCAGAAGGGAUAAGAAGACAAAUAAGUCCAUGUAUGAAUGUAAGAGAAGUGAGCAGUACGACACAGCUGAUGUGCCCACUUAUGAAGAGGUGACGGCUUACCACAGAAAACACGGAGACAGGCACAGACUUGUCGUGUUGGUUGGUCCUACUGGUGUUGGUUUGAAUGAGCUCAAAAGGAAGUUGUUGAUAUCCGAUCCACAACAUUUUAGUGUUACCAUCCCACACACAUCUCGAUCGAAGAGACAUCAGGAAAGCGAUGGAGUGGAGUAUUAUUUUAUCUCCAAACACCUUUUUGAUGCAGACAUUCAGAACAACAAGAAGUCAAGUUACUCUUGCUGUUGGCAUUCAAGCCUGACUGUGCUGCAAGGAAACAGGUUCAUUGAACACGGAGAGUAUAAGGGAAACUACUAUGGGACGAGCUUCGACUCUGUACGUUCAGUCCUGUCCAAAAACAAGGUUUGCCUUCUAGACGUACAGCCACAUUUUGGGAAGUCUGUAAUACCAGGAGAGAGCAUUCCCAUUCAUCUCAGUGGCACAGACAUCUUUAAUGGAACGCUAAAGCAUCUUCGCACAGCUGAGUUCAAGCCCUAUGUAGUGUUUGUGAAGCCUCCAUCCAUCGAGCGUUUGAGAGAGACCAGGAAGAACACAAAAGUCAUCUCAGGCAAAGAUGAUAAGAACUCGUCCAAACCUUUCUCGGAGGAGGACUUCCAGGAGAUGAUCAGUACCGCUCAGAUGAUGGAAAACCAGUACGGUCACCUCUUUGAUAAGGUCAUUGUGAACGAUGACCUCACGAUUGCCUUCAACGAGCUCAAGCAGGCGCUCAGGAAAGUGGAGACUGAAGCUCACUGGGUGCCCAUCAGCUGGAUGCAUUCCUGAGUGUCAGCACAAAACAGGACAAAAAGAACAAGGGAACAAGGCAUCAAAUUUGGGGGAAACUAAGGGAAGGACUUUAAGAACUGUGAAAGAUUUUUAUUUUUGGCUGUAGAUGGUGAUGGAAAUAUUUUAGUUGUCUUAACACAUCUGAAGUGGUUUAUCUGUUUAUAGGUUUGUUUUUGUUUUGUCAUGGUGGAUAUAGCUGACCAGUUGUAACUGCACUCAGAAAGUCAGCAAACUCCGCUGCUGAGAGAGUGUUUCAGACUGCCAAUCAAGUGGUCUGGUGGUGUCGACCACUCCUUAGUGUAUUUUUAACAUUAGUUUAUAGAAACCAAAGGGAUGAUUAUUAUUCUGUGUUCAAAGUACACAUUUUUGUAUUUCAGAACUUGUAAUCCACUGUAGUCCAUUGGCCUGUUACUCUGCAGCUAGUUUAAUCAGCACAGCAUUAACAAUAUAUAUGGGGGGGGGGCAUCAAGUGAUGUUCAGUGGGCCCAAAGUGAUUUUAUUUAAAUAGAAAAUUAAUAUAUUUUGAUAUUUCUGGGACUUUUUUUUACCCCAUUCCCUGAUGAGAUUUUUAAAUUAAAAUCAGAGCUGUGAGGAUUUAUUUAGCCUUUUUAGUGAGUGCUCAUGGCUGAUCAAAGCCUCAGGGUCCCUGUAGACAGAGCCUUUAUUAAUGUACAGUAUAACCCGAUGUGUGCAGAAGCUGACUUCUUUCUUUUGGUUCCAUCUUUCUGUUUCUCUCUAUUCCCUUUUCCUUCCAUUUUCAUUUUCCUUUAUUGCCCAGUCCACAAGAACUAGCUGUUGUUGAGGGCAGGCAUUUGGAAAGGACAUAUGAGAGAAUGUACUUAGUCUGAGCUGAUUAGUCUAGAGUCUUGGAAGCCUAACAGCAGCACUUCCACAAUUGAAUCUCAGUGAAAUUAAUGUGAAAUGGUAACCUUGAAUGUUACAAGGCAUUUCAGAUGGGAUUAGUUCACCCAAAAAUGAAAAUUCUGUCAUAAUUUGGUUCUUUUGAAUAACUUUGAGGACUUUAAUAUAGAACAUGAGUCAUAUGGACUUCAAUGGUAAUUUAUUAUUUUUGGUGCUCAACAGUCCCCUUCCAACUUAACUUGUGUGUAACACAUACAUAGGAAGAUUGUCAUAUGGAUUUGUAACCACUAGUGAUGCUCUAAAAUCUCUAAAAGUACUGAAACAGGUCAAAACUGGCAAAAAAAAAAAUUGUUUCCAGCCUAAAUAGAUGUGAUUGAACCAAUGAUGUUUAAUUAACACUUCUCUGAUGAUGCAUUUUGACCGUGUCACAAUCUAUUUUGUGCACAUAAAGUGAAUAAGGUAAAAAAGGGUUUACAUGUCAGCAGUUUGGAUGUAUUUCACAGUGAGAAAAAAGAAAGCUAAAGUAGCUAAAUGUAAAAUUUGUUCAACUGAAAUAUCAAGAGGUGGCUCAUUUCAAAAGACUGACUGCUUUAAUUUAAUUUAAUUAUAUGAGAACAUUACACCCUGAAGAUACUCAAAUUUAAUCAAACAACCUUUAUUUUCAGUUUUCGACUAAAUUACAAAUUUAAGUUGAUGAUUUUCGGUGUUAGUUAAAAAAAAAAAAUGUAUAUAUAUAUUUUGGUGCAGCACUAGUAGCAACAUGAGGGUGCGUAAAUCGUCAUUUAUUGGGUGAACUACAGUAGGUAAGGUCUUUUCAGACAUCAAAGGGAUAAAGAUAUGUCACUAAAUGCAUGUUUUUGUUGUCAUUUUCUUCUUUUAUUUGUCAGUCUCUCACUCUGUACUGUUAGUGUAUUUAGUUUAGUCCUACAGUCCACAUAAACACAAAUCAUAAUCAAGGUGCACUGAUGUUUGUUCAUUUGCUUCACUGUUAUGUUUGUCCUUGCCUUCUUUUUCAUAUAUUUCUGUUUUUAUUUUCAUACAAAAGUGAUUCAUACCUUUUGUCAAGCUUCAAAGUCUUUCUUAAAUGAAAUAUGCAAAGUGAAUAUUGAAUCAGAGGAAUUUUGUGGAAGCCUCAUCUGAACAACAAUUCAUGUUACCUGUAUUGUUUCGUUCUGUCAGUGAUCAUGAGUUUACAACCUGUGCUGUUAUAAAACAUCUCCAAAUGGACAUUAAAUAUGUCAAUCGGU
Messenger RNA from Cyprinus carpio (common carp), 4322 nucleotides. RefSeq names its product MAGUK p55 subfamily member 7-like. The coding region runs from base 355 to 2211 and encodes 618 amino acids. Gene Ontology annotation, molecular function: protein binding. Gene Ontology annotation, biological process: protein localization to adherens junction. Gene Ontology annotation, cellular component: plasma membrane; cell-cell junction. The record is from RefSeq and is a predicted model, not a curated record. NCBI's taxonomy places the organism in Eukaryota, Metazoa, Chordata, Actinopteri, Cypriniformes, Cyprinidae. The transcript is spliced from 19 exons.